AUGCCUAACACUUCUACAUUAAACCUUCCAUCACUAGCAUUAGAAGAAAUCUUUGAAAUUUUAGCAAAUGAUACUAAAACGCUUUAUUCUUGCAUACAAGUAAAUUCCAAAUGGUUUUAUAAAGCAUCUCCUUUAUUGUGGUAUGAUCCAUUUUCAAAUAAAACAAAGCCACACCUUGCUAUCGGAACUUAUAUACAAGAAAUGUCUCUUCAAGAAAACCAAAUUAUCAAAAAACAUUUCAACAUUUCAAGAUUUGAAUUUAACUCAUUGUUACCAUAUUCUUCAUUUUUGCGAUUAUUUCAUAUAAAUAACUUCAUGGAUGCUGUGAUAAAUUUUUGGCAAAAUUUUUGUAAAAAUAUUCAAGAUUAUGUGAUCAAAAUGAUUUCUAAUCUUCUUAUUCAAUUAAUGUUAAAUAAAUCUACUAAAAUUCAACAAUUUAAAUUCAUAGAUUUAUACUUUUUUAUUUAUCCAGAGUUAGACAAUUCACUUGUAAAAUUAGUUGAAAUCCAGAAUGGAUUAAACCACUUUUCACUUACAAACACUUAUAAUAAUAAUAUUACAUAUUUUUUAAAUGCUCUACAAUAUCAAUCACACUCUCUUUCAUAUUUAGAAUUUAAUUCUGUUGAAUUUAUACAACUUUCUUUAAUUGGCUUUAUAAAAAAGUGUCAAUCACUUUCAAAAUUAGCUAUUUUCAAUUGUUUAUUUGAAAACGAAGGUGAUCAAAAUAAUUUAAUAGACCAAAUUCCCAUCAAACAACUUGUUAUUUUAUUUUGCAAUUCAAGUUUAGAAACCUUUAAAAUUAUAGGUCCGCGCUGUAUAUAUAAAAUUGUGAAAAUUUUAGAAAUAAUUUCUUGGGCUCCAAGCUCGCAAUAUUUGGUAUUGUAUCAAAAUCAUUUUGUUGUUAAUUUAAAAAGUAUGAAAUUAGGAGAUUACCUAGAAAAACUAGCUAAAUCGUUACCCCUGAAUAUGAAAGUAAUUAAAAUAUGGAUGAUUUUGCAAGGUUAUGAAGAAGAAGUAAAUUUAGAUGAUUUAUGUAGAUUUUUUAGUAAUAUUAAUUUCAGACGCUUAUUUGUUCUUUUAGAAAUUGCUAUUCCUUAUAAUUCGCAAGUGGUUUCUAAAAGUAUUCAAUUUGAUGAAUUUGGAAAACCAGAAGAAAUCGAAAGCAAAAGUCUUAAAAGUUUUAGAAGUUAUAAUACUUCAUUCAAUAUAUUAUUUUAG
Messenger RNA from Dentiscutata erythropus, 1218 nucleotides. NCBI's taxonomy places the organism in Eukaryota, Fungi, Glomeromycota, Glomeromycetes, Diversisporales, Gigasporaceae. The record is from the annotation of a GenBank genome assembly.